Molecule: messenger RNA, 2565 nt
Organism: Dipodomys spectabilis (banner-tailed kangaroo rat)
Lineage: Eukaryota; Metazoa; Chordata; Mammalia; Rodentia; Heteromyidae
Gene: Nlgn1
Product: neuroligin 1
Exons: 7
Coding region: 1-2565 (854 amino acids)
Biological process (GO): chemical synaptic transmission; synaptic vesicle endocytosis; neuron cell-cell adhesion
Cellular component (GO): synapse; postsynaptic specialization membrane; cell surface
Molecular function (GO): neurexin family protein binding; signaling receptor activity
Source: RefSeq, a predicted model, not a curated record
AUGGCGCUGCUCAGAUGCACGUGGCCAAAUUACGUUUGGAGAGCCAUGAUGGCAGGCUUGGUACACAGGGGAUUGGGGGCUUCCUUGACUCUCUGUCUUCUGGGAUGUUGGCUUCAGACUGCGCAUGUACUGUCACAAAAAUUGGAUGAUGUGGAUCCACUGGUGACAACCAAUUUUGGAAAGCUCAGAGGAAUUAAGAAAGAACUCAAUAAUGAAAUUUUGGGGCCUGUUAUUCAGUUUCUUGGGGUUCCAUAUGCAGCCCCACCAACAGGAGAACAUCGUUUUCAACCUCCGGAACCGCCCUCUCCCUGGUCAGAUAUCAGGAAUGCCACUCAGUUUGCUCCUGUGUGUCCUCAGAAUAUCAUCGAUGGCAGGUUGCCGGAAGUCAUGCUCCCUGUAUGGUUUACCAAUAACCUGGAUGUGGUUUCAUCUUAUGUACAGGACCAGAGUGAAGACUGCCUCUACUUAAACAUAUAUGUCCCGACUGAGGAUGUAAAAAGAAUAUCCAAGGAAUGUGCCAGAAAACCCGGCAAGAAAAUAUGUAGAAAAGGAGGUCCCCUUACAAAGAAACACACAGAUGAUUUAGGUGAUAAUGACGGUGCUGAAGAUGAAGAUAUUCGGGACAGUGGGGGUCCAAAGCCAGUGAUGGUGUAUAUUCAUGGAGGCUCAUAUAUGGAAGGUACUGGAAAUUUAUACGAUGGGAGUGUCUUGGCAAGCUAUGGCAAUGUGAUUGUCAUCACAGUCAACUACCGACUUGGGGUACUUGGUUUUCUCAGCACAGGGGAUCAGGCUGCGAAAGGAAACUAUGGCAUUCUUGAUCUCAUUCAGGCUCUAAGAUGGACUAGCGAGAACAUCGGAUUCUUUGGCGGUGACCCCUUGAGAAUCACUGUAUUUGGAUCCGGUGCUGGGGGUUCAUGUGUCAAUCUGCUGACUUUAUCCCAUUAUUCUGAAGGACUUUUUCAACGAGCAAUAGCUCAAAGUGGAACAGCGCUUUCCAGCUGGGCUGUUAGUUUCCAGCCAGCAAAAUAUGCUAGAAUGUUGGCCACCAAAGUUGGCUGCAAUGUUUCAGACACAGUAGAAUUAGUGGAAUGCCUCCAGAAGAAGCCUUACAAAGAACUCAUUGAUCAAGAUAUUCAACCAGCCCGUUACCACAUAGCCUUUGGACCUGUGAUUGACGGUGAUGUCAUACCAGAUGACCCUCAGAUCCUAAUGGAACAAGGAGAGUUUCUCAACUAUGAUAUCAUGUUAGGAGUUAACCAGGGGGAAGGGUUAAAAUUUGUUGAAAAUAUCGUAGAUAGUGAUGAUGGUAUAUCAGCUAGUGACUUCGACUUUGCUGUUUCUAAUUUUGUUGAUAACUUAUACGGAUACCCCGAAGGCAAAGAUGUUUUGAGAGAAACUAUUAAAUUCAUGUAUACUGACUGGGCCGACCGCCAUAACCCAGAAACCAGAAGGAAGACCUUACUGGCUUUGUUUACGGACCAUCAGUGGGUGGCACCUGCUGUAGCUACUGCAGAUCUUCACUCAAACUUUGGUUCACCCACAUACUUCUAUGCCUUUUACCAUCAUUGCCAAACAGAUCAGGUUCCGGCCUGGGCUGAUGCAGCCCAUGGAGAUGAGGUUCCCUAUGUAUUGGGAAUCCCCAUGAUUGGCCCUACAGAGUUAUUUCCUUGCAAUUUCUCCAAAAAUGAUGUGAUGCUGAGUGCAGUUGUAAUGACAUACUGGACAAAUUUUGCUAAAACUGGCGACCCAAAUCAACCAGUCCCUCAAGACACAAAAUUCAUCCACACCAAACCCAAUCGCUUUGAAGAAGUAGCAUGGACCAGAUAUUCUCAGAAAGACCAACUGUAUCUCCAUAUUGGAUUAAAACCAAGAGUGAAAGAGCAUUACAGAGCCAACAAGGUCAAUCUGUGGUUGGAGCUGGUACCUCAUCUGCAUAAUCUCAAUGACAUUUCUCAGUAUACCUCGACAACAACUAAAGUGCCAUCAACUGACAUCACUCUCAGACCAACAAGGAAGAAUUCCAUACCGGUCACAUCGGCCUUUCCCACUACAAAGCAGGACGAUCCCAAGCAACAACCAAGUCCAUUUUCAGUGGAUCAAAGGGACUACUCAACGGAGCUGAGCGUCACCAUUGCAGUCGGGGCGUCUUUACUCUUUCUGAACAUCCUAGCCUUUGCGGCCCUGUACUACAAAAAGGAUAAAAGGAGACACGAUGUGCACAGGAGGUGCAGCCCGCAGCGUACCACCACCAAUGACCUGACCCACGCACAAGAAGAAGAGAUCAUGUCCCUCCAAAUGAAGCACACUGAUUUGGAUCAUGAAUGUGAGUCAAUCCAUCCACAUGAGGUGGUUCUGCGGACCGCCUGCCCGCCAGAUUACACACUAGCUAUGAGGAGGUCUCCUGACGAUGUUCCCUUAAUGACACCUAACACUAUUACUAUGAUUCCCAACACGAUACCGGGAAUCCAGCCCUUACACACAUUCAAUACAUUCACUGGAGGACAGAACAACACCCUGCCCCAUCCUCACCCCCACCCCCAUUCACAUUCAACAACCAGGGUAUAG